This is a messenger RNA of Recurvomyces mirabilis, 1254 nucleotides long. RefSeq lists its product as uncharacterized. NCBI's taxonomy places the organism in Eukaryota, Fungi, Ascomycota, Dothideomycetes, Mycosphaerellales, Teratosphaeriaceae. The transcript has a single exon. The coding region runs from base 1 to 1254 and encodes 417 amino acids. The record is from RefSeq and is a predicted model, not a curated record.
AUGGCGACAGCCAAUGGCAAGAAGAAGUCGGCUGAAGAGCCAACGAAGCCUACCACCACCGAAGAGACCAAGAAGCCAUCGUUGAGAGAUGCGAAAAAGGAAGAUAUCAAUGGCGAAUACGUCCCGUCAUUGACGACGAUGGUGAGCAUACUGGUUGGGAUAAUCGGAACUGUGUUGUAUUUCACCAAGAACACUUGGUAUCCCGGGCUGGUCCUCACCAUCGAGGCCACCAUCGGACCGGAGCUGGCUCAGUAUAUACCAGAGAGUAUACUGAUCGAUGCCCGCACCACCGAAGUCGCCCAACUAAUGGGCGGCAUCUACGCCUCACUGGUCGCAAUGCGGUACAUCGACAGCAAAGGUAUAACCUACGGUCCACACAAGAUGAACGAAACGAAACCGUCGAAGAAUAUGAGUCCGGCGAUCAUCCAGCUCUACCAGAAGUUGCCAUAUGUUGACGGACCAGAGGCCGGCAACUUCGACUUCUUACUUGGUAGCGAGUUUGCGGACUUUCGCAAACCAGAGGAAGCGAAAGAGGCACGUGAUCCUUUCCAGCGCAACCCUUCGAGCAAAGCCAAUUCCACAAAUGGCAGAUAUGUAUCGCCAUGGCAGACACCACUGGUCAGGAUCCAUGGACAGGGUAUCAUUCUCAUGUACGAUGUCAAGACACACCGAAUCUGGAUGCUGGAGCCCAACAGCGGCGUGACGGCCGACCCAGAACUCGUUGGCACUGCAAACAUUGGCGAACAGGGCAUCAACAAGAACAGCUUCGAACACAUUCCCAACCGCCCCGCUGAUGAGGUUCUCCGCGAUUACAGAAAAUGGCUGGCCGAACUCAGGUACAUCCCUGGCAAUGGCGAGAACAGCAAGUUCGAGGGAUUGUAUGAUUACUACGCGCUCAAGAACCUGUACAUCGAGCACGGCUGGCCAAUGUUCUUCAAGGGAGACAAGUUCGAGGUCGCUCGGGCGAGAUGGUAUGCUGGUGAACGUGCGAGACACAACGGCAACGAGCCGGUGCGGGAAAAGGACAAGUUCGCGUUGUGGAAGAAGGCCGCCGAGCGGGAUCUCCAAGCUCGACAAAACGACGUGGCUGCCGCAGAGGAAAUCAACGACGAAUGGAUUGCCAAAUGGGAACUCUUCAAGCUCGGCGGCAUCUAUGGCAAAAUCCUCUCCGACCUCGCCGAAGCAGAGGUAGAAGCGACACGCCUCUGUCCCGACCGCGAAUGCUACAAGGAAGAAGACCUGCCCCUCUGGUAA